This is a messenger RNA of Malassezia restricta, 807 nucleotides long. RefSeq names its product diacylglycerol acyltransferase family. The record is from RefSeq and is a predicted model, not a curated record. The transcript has a single exon. Lineage: Eukaryota; Fungi; Basidiomycota; Malasseziomycetes; Malasseziales; Malasseziaceae. Bases 1 to 807 code for a protein of 268 amino acids. Gene Ontology annotation, molecular function: UDP-glycosyltransferase activity.
AUGCCCAGUGCCCGCUCGAUCCCGUCAAGCCCGGUCAACUUCUCGUUCCGCAACCUUGAAUUGUCGCCUAAUGUGUCCACAGCAUCUACACCUACGAUUGCUGAUGGAAGUAUGCUUGAAAAGCAAAUGUUGUCUGCUCAUGCUGUGGCGCAGAUGCAAGAUCCUGUCAAGAUCUGGAUGGACCGUGCUAUGAUGGACUCCAAGCGUGUCUUGUACUUGAAUAUGGGCAGUAUCUUCUUCUACAACAGAGAGGACUAUGACAACAUUGUUGCCUCGCUUGAGAUGCUUCACGAGCAAGUACCGGAUAUUCUUGUCCUUUGGAAAAUCGGCAACCAUCCCCAGAGUGUGCAGCCCAUUCCCACGUUGGAGGAAUGCAACCUGCCCUCCUAUAUUCGUCGCGAGCACUGGAUUGCGGACGUUGAAACUGUUCUUUCGCAUCCGGCUCUGGCCGCUUUUAUGCACCAUGGUGGAGGUAACUCGUACAACGAAGCCUUGGCUCAUGGCGUGCCGCAAUUCUGUAUUUCACAGUGGGUGGAUACGCACGACAUUGGAUUGUACAUUCAGCAUUCAGGUGUGGGCCUCUGGGCAGAAAAGUCGCCCAAGUUUGACCCAUCGGAUAUGGUUCCGAAGCUGGUGCGUCUGCUGAAGGACGACUACAAGCGGUUCCGACACUCAGCAUUGUCUUGGAAGCUAAAGUGCAUCCAGGCUGGUGGCACCAUUGGCACCGUUGAUAUUAUUGAAAAUUUGCUCAAGUCGUACGAUUUCCCUGAUAACAACAGCAAGGCUCGCAUACCAGACGCCAUUUAG